CAGUGCAUCACCACCCUCUGAAAAAUUAUAUAAUGUCAACUCUGUUAUUUUAGAACUGACGUUACUAAAGCAAUGCAAUCAGGACAGAAGGACUAUUAGUCUAAUACGAAGGCGCCCGUAUAACUGUAAUUUAUUUCAUUAUACAGAUAUUAAGCCACUUUUCCCAAUCGAACUGCUUUCCCUCCGGGGUUUUGUACCAGCUGAAGUAUGCCCCAUCUCCCACAACAACACAGCUAAGGAAAAGCAGUAUGCAGACGAUCCUUAAGUAAUGGGGAUGUUAAAACCUUUUAGGAGCGACAAAGACUUCUUGUAAAAGAUUAAUGGCCCGCAUUCUCUGCUCGGUCACCAGUGGCACCGUCAGUUUAUCGGGGCUUUGUCAGCUUUAGCUUCUCAGUUCCCUUCUUUUCAGCCACCAGGCAGAGCUGCCAUGUGAAGGCCCUGGAACCCUCAGCAACAGGACGGAGGGCAGGAGGAACACAGGCUGCGCCUAAUUGCCUCCUCAAUUAGCAGCAAUUAGCACCGGCUCGCAGACGGGAUAAAAGCAGGCCCGGGAGCCGCCCCUAGCUGACCUUUCUGCAGGUACCACCAUGGAGAGCUUCGUCUUUCCUCCGUUCGGCUCGUUCCAGGGCUUCAGGGGCGGCCUGACGCCCAACCGCAGUGGGGAGUUGACGCCGAAGCAGCCGAGCUGGAAGCAGAGCAAGAGCAGCGGCCUCAGCCCCUUCCCCGUGGGGCCGCCCACCCCGCUGUCGGCCGACUACCUGGACAGCUGCCGCCGGGCGCAGCUCAAGGCGCUGCUGUCGCAGGUGAGCCCGGGGCUGACGCCGCGGCUGCGCCGGGCCAACACCAAGGAGGUGGGCGUGCAGGUGAACCCGCGGGCCGACGCCGCCGUACAGUGCUCGCUGGGGCCGCGCACGCUUCCCGCCAGCCGCCCUCUCACCCCCGCCGCCCGCGCCCGGGGCCGCCUCGCCCUCUACUCGCCCUUACUGAACCCCCGCCUCUUCACGCUGCCCGAGGCCGCGGCGCACCAAGAGGACGAAGCGGCGGCUGCGGCCGCCCCUGAGGAGCACAAGGCGGAGGGCCGUAGCGACGAGCAGCGGGACGGCCCGGCGGAGGCUGCGGCUCCGACCGAGGCGCCGCGGGAGCAGGGUGUCGCCCCUGGGCGUCGGGCCGCCUUCCAGUUCUUGGAGCAGAAGUACGGCUAUUUCCACUGCAAGGACUGCAAGACCAGAUGGGAGAGUGCUUACGUGUGGUGCAUCUCCGGGAGUAACAAGGUGUACUUCAAGCAGCUCUGCCGCAAAUGCCAGAAGGGCUUCAAUCCCUAUCGGGUGGAGGCAAUCCAGUGCCAGACCUGCUUCAAGACUCGCUGCUCCUGCCCUCAGAAGAAAAGGCACAUUGAUCUCACAAGACCUCAUCGCCAAGAACUCUGUGGCCGUUGCAAAGGCAAGAGGCUGUCCUGUGAUAACACCUACAGCUUCAAGUACAUUGUCUGACUUGUGUGCCCUCCAAUUUGUGCUCUGCACUUUGUCAGUCUUUUGUGAUGUUUUGACCUUAGGCUUUUGACCUGGCACUGGAUAAUGGAUGAAGACUUCUGUGUUAUUUAUAAAAUAUUUAACUUUAUUGUAUAUAUGCUAUAAUUAAAGUUCAAUAAAAGUUUGCACUGAUUUGUUA
Molecule: messenger RNA, 1668 nt
Organism: Gallus gallus (chicken)
Lineage: Eukaryota; Metazoa; Chordata; Aves; Galliformes; Phasianidae
Gene: ZAR1L
Product: zygote arrest 1-like
Exons: 4
Coding region: 588-1490 (300 amino acids)
Biological process (GO): translation
Cellular component (GO): cytoplasm
Molecular function (GO): mRNA base-pairing post-transcriptional repressor activity
Source: RefSeq, marked validated